This is a messenger RNA of Penaeus vannamei (Pacific white shrimp), 573 nucleotides long. RefSeq names its product cuticle protein 19. Lineage: Eukaryota; Metazoa; Arthropoda; Malacostraca; Decapoda; Penaeidae. The record is from RefSeq and is a predicted model, not a curated record. Gene Ontology annotation, cellular component: extracellular matrix.
GUUCACCUGAGACUCACAAAAUGAUAUCCCAAGCUACUGUAAUUCUGGUCGUGUUGGCGGCUGCGCAUGCCAACCCAGACAACUAUGGUCCAGUGUAUUCCUCUGGCCCAAUUCCGUACGGCUUCAACUACGCUGUGAAUGACGCUUACAAGGGAACCAACUUCGGCCAGAGUGAGAAGUCCGACGGAAACAGCCUGUGGGGAUCCUACACCGUCGCCCUCCCAGAUGGGCGCAAACAAACAGUGGACUACACAGCUGACCACGGCAGGGGAUUCGUGGCCAAGGUCAGCUUCUCCGGCAAGGCUCAGCACCCCAAAGUUUCUGGUCCUGCCGUCGUCUUCCCUCAGAACGGAGGCGGAUACCACUAACUGUACUAACCAAAGCUCCCUUUCUAUGUAUAUUACGUAAAACAAAUAGAGAUAAUUUUUACAUAAUAAAUAUAGAUCACAUUAUGAAAAAGUGUCUCAUUAAUUCAAGCUGACUACUCGCAUAUCAAAAUGAAUGUAAGCACUUAUUAUCACACAAAUAAAUCAACAUAGAAAUUAUGUCAAUCUAAAUGAGUUUCAAACACCA